GCCCCCCUUGCUUUUCAGGGGACGACGACCUGUUUGUCAACCCCAAGGCGCUGACCGACUACCUCCGCCGGAGCCCCAACGCCUCCCGCUUCAUCCACGGCAACAUCCAGCAUGCCUCGGCGGUCAUGAGGAGGGGCAAGUACGCCGUCCCGCGGGAGCUCUACCCCCUGGACUACUACCCCAACUUUGCCUCCGGAGGCGGGUUCAUCAUGCCGCGGCAGAGGCUGCCGGCCCUCCACCGAGCCUCCCUGGCGCUGCCCGUCUUCCCCCUGGACGACGUCUACCUGGGCUUCCUGGCCCUGUUGGCCCAGAUCCCCCACCGGCACGACCAGGCCUUCAAGGUCUGGGGCAUCCCCAAGGACGAGCUCCCGGCCUACCGGGAGGCCAUUUCCAUCCACGGGGUCAGCCUGGAGAGGAUGGAGGAGGUCUGGAAGCAGCUGGAGGAGCCUCCGAAGGAGACCUGGGCCUGGUCUUAAGGGGUCGCGGCCCCUUGGUCGAGUCGGACUCUGAGGGAGAGAAGGAACAGCCGACG
This is a messenger RNA of Notechis scutatus (mainland tiger snake), 532 nucleotides long. Lineage: Eukaryota; Metazoa; Chordata; Lepidosauria; Squamata; Elapidae. The record is from RefSeq and is a predicted model, not a curated record.